UGCCCGAGGAACUCGGACAGCAGCCUUUCAAGGCUUCACAUCAACGACGUAGAGGGCGGCCAGGCGAGGAGCAACGACGCUCAAUAAUAUACGCGCCAGCACAACAGGAAGGAGUCGACGGCUCUUUGGUGAAUUUGAGCGGCCACUGCGCUCGAUCCGGACUGCCUCGCAGCCGCAGAUGAAGGUUGCUAUCGCACAUGCCGGGCAUUGCUCUACGUACCCAUCUACCUAGAUAUAUCUAUUCCCUCUCCAAAGCACGGCGCGCACAACUCGACGCCCGGCAAUUCGACGCUACCGCCAAACGACGCCGAUAUCCACAACUCGCGACGCGCAGAAGGAAAGUGCCGAAGCUGUCGAGCGAGCGCGGCCCGACCGUCCGGCAUACCUACCUCUCGACGCGCUCUCCAUCCGCCUAGGUAACCAGCUCACUGGAUAUCUUAAGCUAUCGUCGCACACCUCGGUGGUCUGCGCGUGUGUUUACUGGGCUUGUUUGUAGCACGUAGCUCCGCCAUCGUCCGAGGUUGAACUCGGGUGUCGCAUCUCUUGCGCCGUCGAAUCCGGACACGAUAGCCUACACGUUCCCACAUACAACUACCUGCCACCUGCCCAAGCCUCCUUACAGCUUCGGACCCUACAUACCUUUAGCCUCGGCGCUCCUCUACCUACUAUUGCUUGAGACCCACCUCGCGCCUGCGCCCCGGACCGCUUCACACCUCACGUCGUCCCGAAAGCUUCUGAUUGCUCGGCUGUGUGCACGUUUGGACGGCUGGGCGACUGGUCUUUGCGCGCGGGUGGUCGGGUGGUUCACUGGCCACUGCCGGGUGGUGCCUAGGGCGGAAGACACCGCACCCGACCGGAGUCUCUCCUCAGGUCCAAAAUCAAGCCGCCCGCCAGAGAUGACCUCAACAGGCUACGCUCCGGCCAGGGCUGACAUCCAGGCUCUUGUGACCCUGGUGAACAGCAAUGCGCUCUUAAACCGUCAGCUGGCGAGUAUCUGCCAGCUCAACGGCCUGCGCGCCUCGGGUGUGAAAGCCGACCUGCAGCGGCGUAUAGUGUCACUCAUACAGGAUUCCGCCACAGAUCAGCUCAGCUUCGGCCAGGUCCGCGCCAGCAUAGAACAAGUCCGCAAUAAUAGCCAGAACGGGAAGAGUUAUUCGGGGAAUCAGCUACAGCAUGCGGCCUCACACGCCGCGCCACCCCAGCCUUCACAUCAGCAGCAGCACCCCGUCCAUCUGAACAGCUCUGGCUCUUCGGCCUCGCCCCGAAGCUCCAUGCCCGUGUACGCUCAGGCCCGAGGCUACCCUGCCUCGACAACUCCGGGAGCGUCGUACACUGCAGUGACCCAGAACGACAGGUCCACGCUCCCGAUGCCGCAGUCCAUCAAUAGCUUGUUUUCCUUCAAGCCAAGCCCGUUUUACGAGCCAAUCAGCCUCUUGACUGAUAUCAAGACAUGUGAUCCGGCGAUUAUGACGAACCGUAGGACGGUUACCAUCACUAUCGCGGCACAUGAGUUGCUGAGGCAUCUCACGGAUCCUUCCGUCAAGAUCAUGGCCCUCUGCGCUUUGGGCAACACUGGUGUUCAGGAGAUAGCAUUUCCUCACCAGUCGGAGCUCAAGGUCAACGGCGCAGACGUCAAGGCAAACCUGCGCGGGCUCAAGAACAAGCCUGGGUCGACGAGGCCUGUCGACAUCACCAGCUUGCUCCGCCACAAGCCCUCGAGCUACGUCAACAACAUCGAGUUUGCGUACGCCUUGACCAACAAGAAAUUCUACCUUGGCAUCUACGCUUGCAAGUCGUACUCUGUUGAUAGUCUUGUUGGCCGCCUUCGGACCGGCAAAAAGAUUUCGAGGCAGUCGGUGGUAAACGAAAUCACUCGGAAGGCAAGAGAUACCGAGAUCGUAACAACGUCUCAAGUCAUGUCCAUGAAAUGCCCCCUCUCAUGUAUGCGACUUCAACUUCCUGUGAGAUCCGAGGCAUGCAAACACAUCCAAUGUUUCGAUGCCACCUCAUAUUUGCAGCUCCAGGAGCAGGGCCCGCAAUGGCUGUGUCCCAUCUGCAAUCAGUCAGCUCCGUUCGAGAGGCUGGCAGUCGAUGACUAUGCAAAGGAGAUUCUGGAACAGACGGCAAAGUCGGUCGAGCAGGUGAAGAUCGAGCCUGACGGCGAGUGGCGCCUGGCGGGGGCUGAAGCUGAGGAGAUCAAGGACGAAGAACCUGAGAACAGCUUCAAUCUCGACGACGACGAGGUCGUAAUAUCCGACAUCAGCUACUUCGGCGGCCGCAGCACAGCAACGCCAGCCCGGUCACACCAGAUGCCGAGCACCCCCAACACAAACAUGGGAGUGUCUCGAGAGGGCUCAUCGAUGCCGCGGUCUGCGCAGUCUGCCGGAACCAAGCGCCCUGCGCCCGACGUUAUCGACCUGACUGGGUCGGACGACGACGAACCCUCAGCACCUCCGCCCAAGCGACAAAAUACCGGCGCCAACGGCUACUACUAAUGGCCUUUGGUGGUUGGUUGAGGUCUGAUCGUAGGGGUUUUUUUUAUUUGGAUGUACAGUAACGCUGUCGCAGGGGGCGUCUUGCCAUGCCAUGCGCUGCAAUUAACGGCAGAAGCCCAAGCGACAGCACCCAGAAGAAAGCUGGGCUCGGAGAAGGAGGUGCAGAUUUCACGCCGACGGCGGUAUUCUUUCGCGAGCAGGGACCCUCUCGUGUUUUACAAAGCAUUGCAGAUCUGGUUUUCUUUGGGAGCCUGGCGAGGAGUUUUGGUUUUGCGUCAUGUCUUUUUGUUUUAUAAUCUCUCCACAGAGUCUUUGCUAGGGAGCUCUUUUGACAGGACUUGAUAGCUCCUGGUCAAAGGUCACCCCGGUGGAAUGCCCCAAGCAAUCUAGACGGGCAUGUCGUUGCCGGAUUCCUGGGUGUUGGGGGGUCUCCAAUCGGCUCAUGGAUAAAAAAAAAGGCCUUUUCUCGUAGAUUACGUUGGUAGAGGUAGGUAGGCAAGCAGCCAGUCCAGGUGCCGAACGCGGUGUAAGAAAUGAUUUUAUGACUUUUUUUUUCAAGCUCG
Messenger RNA from Gaeumannomyces tritici R3-111a-1, 3058 nucleotides. RefSeq names its product MIZ zinc finger protein. Gene Ontology annotation, biological process: protein sumoylation. NCBI's taxonomy places the organism in Eukaryota, Fungi, Ascomycota, Sordariomycetes, Magnaporthales, Magnaporthaceae. Gene Ontology annotation, molecular function: zinc ion binding; SUMO ligase activity. The coding region runs from base 897 to 2495 and encodes 532 amino acids. The record is from RefSeq and is a predicted model, not a curated record. The transcript is spliced from 8 exons.